This is a messenger RNA of Closterium sp. NIES-65, 1236 nucleotides long. NCBI's taxonomy places the organism in Eukaryota, Viridiplantae, Streptophyta, Zygnematophyceae, Desmidiales, Closteriaceae. The record is from the annotation of a GenBank genome assembly.
AUGACGCUCUUCAGAAUAGUCAAGAACUACGACAUGCCAGCGUUUCUGAAGCUGGAGUUUAUACGAGUGAGUCGCCUCUCUUUUGCCAGUACAAGAAUAGUCAAGAACUACGACAUGCCAGAGUUUCUUAAGCUGGAGUUUAUACGAGUGAGUCGCCUCUCUUUUGCCAGUGCAAGAAUAGUCAAGAACUACGACAUGCCAGAGUUUCUGAAUCUGGAGUUUAUACGAGUGAGUCGCCUCUCUUUUGCCAGUGCAAGAAUAGUCAAGAACUACGACAUGCCCGAGUUUCUGAAGCUGGAGUUCAUCAGGCGUUGCCCGCUACAAACAGAAGCGAAAAUGACUCUGGCUAAGACCACUUUCCUUGUCGUCGUCAUCGCGUCUGCGAUGCUCCUCUCCGCCCCUGCGCGCGUCUCUGCCGCUGCGGCUCCAGGCAACGCGACUGCGCCUGCUACUUCUGCUAAAGCGACCGCUUCUGCUAAAGCGUCUGCCGCGCCUGCUAACAGGACUAAAUCUGGAAAUGCUACUAAAGUCGCUAACAGCGCGCACGGAGUGGCUACGGCGAGGCUGAGCAAGGGCGCGGGCGAGGGAAAGAACUCCACAUGCGCCUACUACGGAAACUACAACGCCAACCCUUACUUCGGCAAGGGACUCACCGCGAAGAUUCCUGACGCGCUCUUCAGCAAGCGAUGCGGCGCGUGCUUCAAGGUGAUCUGCAGCAACGACACGAAGCGCUGCCGCAGCGGCAAGGCCACCGUCACCGUCCGCGUCGUCGGCGCCACCAAGACGGAGGGGAAGCAGCUUUCGCUCUCCGCCAUCUCAUGGGCGAAAAUCGUGCAGGGUUCGGAAACUGCCCCUGUGAACAUCACGUACAAGCGCACCAACUGCGUUUCCACCGCCGGAUCGGCGGUGCGCGUGCGCAGCAACUCCACCGCGGAGCAUUUUAACAUUCAGAUGGUCGGCCUUGCCGGGCCCGGCACGCUUACCGAGGUAGAGCUUAGCGCGGACGGCAAAAAGUGGGUGAAGCUGACCCGCGACGGAAACAAGGCGAUCUGGGGAAUCGCGGGCAAGGAGGCGAAGGAUGUUGUGGGCGCGAAGAAAGCGAUGAGCGUUCGCCUCACUGCGGGACACACCAAGGAGAAGAUCACCCUCGCGAACGUCAUUCCUGCAGCCUGGAAGCCUCAAACGCUCUACUCGUCCAAGACCAACUUCAAGAAGCUCAUGGCUGAGGCCAAGUAG